This is a messenger RNA of Thalassophryne amazonica, 980 nucleotides long. RefSeq lists its product as uncharacterized. Bases 82 to 906 code for a protein of 274 amino acids. The transcript has 7 exons. The record is from RefSeq and is a predicted model, not a curated record. Lineage: Eukaryota; Metazoa; Chordata; Actinopteri; Batrachoidiformes; Batrachoididae.
CCUAACGGCUCUACCAGCCUCCAUGGGUAACGGCUCCGUCUCUGUCUUAGAGACCACCAGAACACACCAGAGGAUCAGGACAUGUCAGAAAGUUCUUCAGGUGUGAACACGCUCAGUGGCAUUUUUCCUAAAUCUCACUCAUCCCAGUACUCUGAGCCCGGAGGUACACACACAUCCCUCUCUGUGGACCAGAGUCCUGAUUCUGGACUAGUAUCCACUCCUCUUCCAUCCAGUCGGUUCCGGUUUGUGGCGUGGCAUCGCCUGGAGCAGUGUGACAUCACAGGUGACCAGCUGACCUGCCCCAGGGUCAGAGAAGGGCCAUCACACGAAGAGCUGUUUGAAAGAGAAGGGGGUGAUGCAUGUUUGGAGAGAGUGGAGAGAAGGAGAAGAGAGGAGGAAGGCCAAACCUGGGAGGAGAGGCUGCAAGAAAACUGGGAAAACUGUUUGGAGUUAAACUUGUCCUACCAGAACCUGGGUGACCCCUUCCAGCAACAGAACUGCUUCAGGAUCCUCCGCCGGUUGAUACGUGUGGAGAAACUACAACUAGUUGACAACUCCCUCACCAACCUGAGUUCAAUACGUCUGCCAAGGUGCACAGUGCUGAACUUGCACCAUAACCACCUGGUGUGCCUGUGUCAGCUGCCUAAGCUCCCUGCUGUGGAGCACCUUUGUGUAUCUGAGAAUGCCAUUUCCUCAUUGCGAGGACUGGGAGCUCUGAGGAAUAGUCCACUACGCUCCCUAAACCUGAGCCGCAACCCUGUGACCUUCACUCAGGAUUACCGUGCACAUGUUUUUGCCUGUUUGCCAAAGUUAGAGGUCCUGGAUGGAAUUCCAAAGCUGCCAGAAGACUCUUUGCCCAUCACACUACAUUUCCCAGAAACCACCAGCAUGUGCAACAUUUUGUGACAUUUUUACAGCAAUGGAUGUGUACUGACUCUGUGGCACUAAAGAUUUCAUAAAACUAAAUAAAUAAAUAAAAU